This is a messenger RNA of Triticum turgidum subsp. durum (durum wheat), 666 nucleotides long. Lineage: Eukaryota; Viridiplantae; Streptophyta; Magnoliopsida; Poales; Poaceae. The record is from the annotation of a GenBank genome assembly.
AUGGAGGAGCCCGUGGGGAAGGCGCAGCAGCCCUGCAGCAUCUGCAUGGAGCCCAUGGCGCCUUCUGACGCCCACCGCGGCGGCAGCGGGUGCGCGCACGCCUUCUGCCGGGCGUGCCUGGCGGGCCAUGUCCGCGCCAAGGUCGAGGCCGGCGCGGCCGUCGUGCGGUGCCCCGGUGUGUCCUGCGCCGGCGCUCUCGACCCGGAGCUGUGCCGCGCCGCCCUCCCGGCCGACCUGUUCGUGCGGUGGUGCGGGGUGCUAUGCGAGUCCAUGUUCCUCGGGGCGCGGCGGACCUACUGCCCUUUCCCUGACUGCUCCGAGAUGAUGGUGGCCGACGACGACGGUGGCGGCGCGUCCGAGGGGUGCGUCACGCAGUCGGAGUGUCAGGUGUGCAGGCGGCUGUUCUGCGCGCAUUGCGCGGUGCCGUGGCACGCCGGCGUGAGCUGCGCCGAGUUCGCGCAGCUCGGCGCCGGGGAGCGCGGCCGUGAGGAUCUGCUGCUCGUUGAGGCCGCCAGGGAGUGCAAAUGGAAGCGCUGCCCGCGGUGCCGGUUCUACGUCGAGAAGUCCCAUGGCUGCCUGCACAUCACAUGCAGGUGCGGCUUUGAGUUCUGCUAUGGAUGUCAAAAGCCGUGGAAACUCGAACACGACGGCUGCCCUGGAGAAUGA